Messenger RNA from Carcharodon carcharias (great white shark), 729 nucleotides. RefSeq lists its product as uncharacterized. The coding region runs from base 1 to 729 and encodes 242 amino acids. The transcript has 2 exons. The record is from RefSeq and is a predicted model, not a curated record. NCBI's taxonomy places the organism in Eukaryota, Metazoa, Chordata, Chondrichthyes, Lamniformes, Lamnidae.
AUGUAUGCCGCUGAAGAACCACAGAGACCCAUUGCAGGCCGGAGCUGGGCCCAGGCAUUGCCCAGGGUCUACAGACAGCACUCGUCAUCCCUGCAGAUGAUGAUGGUGGAUCGGCCGGACAUUCCCAGAGUCACCUGGAGUGAGAACUCUUCCCAGGGUGGCAACUCUUCACAGAGUGACAACUCUUUCCAGAGUGGCAACCCUUCACAGAGUGGCAACUCUUCACAGAGUGACAACUCUUUCCAGAGUGGCAACCCUUCACAGAGUGGCAACUCUUCACAGAGUGACAACUCUUCCCAGGGUGGCAACUCUUCACAGAGUGACAACCCUUCACAGAGUGACAACCCUUCACAGAGUGACAACUCUUCCCAGAGUGACAACUCUUCCCAGGGUGACAACUCUUCCCAGGGUGGCAACUCUUCCCAGAGUGGCAACUCUUCCCAGGGUGGCAACUCUUCACAGAGUGACAACUCUUUCCAGAGUGGCAACCCUUCCCAGAGUGACAACUCUUCCCAGAGUGGCAACUCUUCACAGGGUGGCAACUCUUCCCAGGGUGGCAACUCUUCGCAGAGUGACAACUCUUUCCAGAGUGACAACUCUUUCCAGAGUGACAACUCUUCCCAGAGUGGCAACUCUUCCCAGAGUGGCAACUCUUCACAGAGUGGCAACUCUUCACAGAGUGACAACUCUUCACAGAGUGACAACUCUUCCCAGAGUGGCAACUCUUAA